Pseudomyrmex gracilis is the source of this 2340-nucleotide messenger RNA. Its product is annotated as solute carrier family 35 member E1 homolog. The record is from RefSeq and is a predicted model, not a curated record. The coding region runs from base 324 to 1370 and encodes 348 amino acids. The transcript is spliced from 3 exons. Gene Ontology annotation, molecular function: antiporter activity. Gene Ontology annotation, cellular component: Golgi apparatus. Lineage: Eukaryota; Metazoa; Arthropoda; Insecta; Hymenoptera; Formicidae.
GGAAAAUAAUUAUGAAAGUCACUUAUAACAUUUACUUUUUCUGGUUAAAAAAUAUUGCACACAUAUACGUAAGGUUUUUUUAUAAAAUAGAGGUAGAGUAGAUUUUUUUAAGUUUUGCAUUGUAUUUCAGAGUAUAUUGUAUUAUAAUUUAUAUUUAUAUAAUUUUGCUCGUGGUAAUUAGUUAUUUUCUCUCGUUGUCGGUGGCCAUUGGUAAGCCUGUCAUCGUUGAUAAGUCAACUUCGGUAUAUGUCGGUCGAAUUGGAGACUUAUGCAAAAUUCUACUCACUACUGUAUGCACGUACAUUGCAUGUGCUUGCGUCACGAUGGACGAUAGACGAAAUAAUCGCGAAGUUGUGACCGUGCUGUUCCUGUGUCUGCUGUGGUACGCGAUAUCCAGUAGCAGUAAUGUUGUCGGUAAAAUGUUGCUAUCGGAAUUUCCGUAUCCGCUUACCGUAACUAUGGUCCAGUUAACCUCGAUCACUAUCUAUUCCGGUCCAUUCUUCAAUCUCUGGGGUGUAAGGAGAUAUUCGUCCAACAUAACAUGGAGCUAUUACUUACGGCUUAUCGUACCCUUAGCCUUGGGCAAAUUUUUAGCAAAUGUAUUCAGCCACGUCAGCAUUUGGAAAGUACCUGUCUCUUACGCUCAUACUGUGAAGGCUACAAUGCCUCUCUUUACGGUAGCUCUGUCGAGAGUAAUACUUAAAGAACAACAGACAUGGAAAGUCUAUUUGAGUCUUGUCCCAAUAGUUGGUGGUGUAGCAAUUGCAACACUGACAGAGCUUAGUUUUAAUAUGAUUGGUUUGAUAAGCGCAUUAGCAUCUACUAUGGCAUUCUCAUUGCAGAACAUUUACUCAAAGAAGGUACUGCACGACACAGGAAUACAUCAUUUACGAUUGUUACAUAUACUUGGUCGUCUAGCUUUGUUCAUGUUUUUGCCAAUUUGGAUCAUAUACGAUCUACGCCGUUUAUUAUACGAGCCAGUUCUACGACCAUCUGUUGAGAUGAGUUAUUAUGUAUUAGGAUUGUUAGUUUUAGAUGGUAUAUUGAACUGGUUUCAGAACAUUAUUGCUUUUUCAGUGUUGUCUAUUGUAACUCCUUUAACAUAUGCUGUGGCAAGUGCGAGCAAACGUAUAUUUGUAAUAGCAGUAACGUUACUUAUUCUUGGUAAUCCAGUUACAUGGGUCAAUAUAUUUGGUAUGACUAUGGCCAUAUUAGGAGUGUUGUGUUAUAAUAAGGCCAAAUACGAUCAGAGAAUAGAAAAACAGAAAGAGACAAUUCUUCCAAAAUAUUAUAAUCAAACUCAAAAUGGUAACAGUUCCUUUAUGGUAAACGGAUUUGUAGGCAAAGAACAUCAAUCAUUCGCUGUCUAGUUUCAAUUGAGUUUUUUUUUGACAAAUUUUGAUAUAAGUUUUUUAUCAGAGAUAUUUAUUUCUUUUUUAACGUUUAAAUUAUAUGAUUUGUAAAAUUAAUAUAGUAUUCUUGUACUUUCGUAUCAUGAUUGUUGGUCUAGUUUUUCAGUAUCUAAACCUGCUGGUAAGGUGAUUGCAUAAUUUAAAAUUAUAAUUAGCUGAUUGCUGGUUCAAUUAGCAUAUAUUAAUUAAUCGCAAAUUUGACUACAUUCCCCGGAAUCGCUGUUACUUUACAUGAUGAGCAAGAUGUGUAAUCUGUCUUGAAACUAAAGUAAUAUGUAAUUGUGUGUGUAUGUAUACAAACACACACAUUACUCUGUAUUAAACAUGUUAUAUUGUUUGAACUGUUGAAGAGUUACAAGACAAAUUUACAUACUUGUGCAUUAAACAUUGUAUUGUACAUAAAAACUAUGCUAGCACAAUGUUUUAAUUUUAUUUAUAUUUGUAAAAUUAUUCGUCUGUUUUACAAGAAAAUUUAGCUAAAUACUCAUCCUUAUACUAAAAUUUAGCUGCACUUUUAAAGUUUCUCAAUACUUAUUAUAGCUAUCUUAUAUAUCAUGACGUCAGAAGCAAAACCCUUCACGCCUAAAAAUUGUUACGACUGACGUCAAAACAAGAGAAUAUUUCUGUGUAAAUUCACUUACACUCGAUAGGCCAUACUCGUGAAAUAUACCAAAUAGGCUUCUUUUGAUUUAACAAGACAAUAUUAUCAAAAUCAAAUAAAGUAUAUCACACUGUAAUUUUAGAAGUGAAUGUUCUCACUUCUGAUGUCAUAAUCUUUGAUAGCAAGUGUCGAGAAGUCUCAAAUAUCAAUGAGACAAGUGCGUUUGCAGAUAUAUGUAACUAGAAAGAGUGAGAGAGUAUGCGUGUACUAUAUAUGUGAAUUAUAUGUAAAAAAAAAUGUUUUAGCUGAAAAAAGACCAAUCUAUAU